Dendroctonus ponderosae (mountain pine beetle) is the source of this 1375-nucleotide messenger RNA. Its product is annotated as putative malate dehydrogenase 1B. Gene Ontology annotation, molecular function: L-malate dehydrogenase (NAD+) activity. The record is from RefSeq and is a predicted model, not a curated record. NCBI's taxonomy places the organism in Eukaryota, Metazoa, Arthropoda, Insecta, Coleoptera, Curculionidae. Gene Ontology annotation, biological process: oxaloacetate metabolic process; malate metabolic process; tricarboxylic acid cycle.
AAACCAAACAGAAACAACGGAUAUGUGGACGAAACGCUGUUCAACCAGAAUAAACGCGAUGGCUGACAUAAUAAAUAUUAAUGCAAAACGCGCCCUGCGGGUGAUUUUCUGUAACGAAGGACCAAUAUGUUUUAUGGCCACAUGCAUGAUGGAAUAUUGCACUGUACUGAUACCAUCCAACAUUGUCGCCUUAACUGCAGAUCGAGGGUUAUCUGUGAUUAGUGCCGUAUCUGAAAAGACAGGAGUGCCCGUUCCAAAAAUUGGCUCUCCUCCAGUUUGGGGCUUUGUUGGUUGUAAUGAAUAUGUUGAUGAAUCCAGUAUUAUAUUUAAAGCUCAUAUACUGAAACCGUACAAGAGAGCGCUAAGGGCACCGAACAUUUCAACUUUACCACUGGGCACAGUGAUUCCCGAAUUACGUAUGAUGUCUUAUCUACUACCAAAUCAACACGACGAAAUUAUACAAUUAGUAACCGAAAGAAAGAAGAACAUUGAGCAUUAUUUAAAUAGAAAACCGUUUCUUUCAAGAUUGAGGGCUUUGAAAAGUCUUUUGGAAUUAUGGUGCGAGCCCAAUCCCUCAGAUCAAGUCAUUUCGCUAGGAGUAUGCUCCAAUGGGUCGUAUGGUAUUCGGCCAGGAAUUGUCUUCUCCCAACCGUGCAUUCAAGAUCAAAAGCAGAGAUGGAAACCAUUUGAAAAUUUUUCAUUUGUAAAUGAUGCGAUUGCUUUGAAAAUUCAAGAAUGUGUUGAAGACGCUGAACUGCUGCUAAAGAACAUCGGCUUUGAUAUGAGCAGUUAUUGUGCUUUGAGCGAUGCAUCACAGCUGACAUUGCAAUUAGAUAAAUAAUACUAAAAAUUUGUCGUAAAUAAUUUCAUGAAAGCAAUCAGUUUCAUCUUAAUCUUGCUACAGUUAAUAAAAAUUCUUUACGAUUAGAAAUAUUUAAUCUUACCAAUAGUAUAUGUACAAUCAGGUCCUUAUAACCCAGGUCAAUCAAAUUAAGUCCCAGCGCCUAAGAUGGUAUGGGCAUGUCCAUAGACUAGGAAAUGACGGACUAACAAAACUGGUACGGUAUGGCGACCGCCGGGAGAAAGCCCACUUGGGAGACCUAGCCAGAGAUGGAAAGAUAACUUCAAAGCAGAUCUCACAAACAUGAAUACCCUUCUCGACAUUUGGAGUCUUUUGGAGGACAGGGUGGCCUGUGUCAGCAUAGUGCAGUCAGCCAAGAUCCACCCUGGGUUGUAGAGCUACUUUGUAUUGUAUUGUAUUGUAUUGUAUUGUAUUGUAUUGUAUUGUAUUGUAUUGUAUUGUAUUGUAUAGGGUUUUCCAAUAAGGCGGGUCUAUGUUGAAAUGGAAUAUAAUAAGCUGUGCGUGAGGUCUUAA